AUGGCAGUGGACGUGGAGAAACAUGCCUCGUCCACAAAGAGUACCACGGAUUCCGCUCGAAAUGGAUCGAUCGUCGAAAUGACCGAACUCACACAAUUGGGUUAUAGACCUGAGCUCCGACGGAACCGGUCUAUGUUGACGCUGCUCUUCCAGUCAUUAGCCAUUGCGGCUAUUCCAUAUGGCGAAGGUGCGCCACUUCUGACAGCGAUCUAUGGUGGUGGACCGCUGUCUAUAUUCGUGGGUUGGAUGAUGGUCUGCAUCCUCGAUGAAUGCAUCGCCCUUUCAUUAGGCGAACUUGCCUCUCGCUAUCCGACCUCGGCAGGUCCAUAUUACUGGUCUUUCCAGAUCGCUGAUCGAGGCAAGAUUCCACUUUCAUAUCUAACAGGCUGGACUUGGAUGAUAGGUACGUGA
Lithohypha guttulata is the source of this 411-nucleotide messenger RNA. RefSeq lists its product as uncharacterized. Gene Ontology annotation, biological process: transmembrane transport. The record is from RefSeq and is a predicted model, not a curated record. Bases 1 to 411 code for a protein of 136 amino acids. Gene Ontology annotation, cellular component: membrane. The transcript has 3 exons. NCBI's taxonomy places the organism in Eukaryota, Fungi, Ascomycota, Eurotiomycetes, Chaetothyriales, Trichomeriaceae.